AUGGAUCAUAUCGAAGGCGAAACUCUACUAACUAUUCCCGACGUGCUUGAUGCUAUUGAUCCCCGUGUAAAUGACAAUGAGCUUGCCAAGUAUAAAACAUUGGUACAACAACUGGAAGAAAUCGUCAUAUCAUGGAAAGAACAUUUUAAAAAGGUACUAGAUAUGUACCUGAAUAAAUCAUCAAACAAGAGCCCGAUGAUUGAAUACAAGUACUGGCACGAUUGUGAAUCAGGAACGUCAUUGCUCGUUGAGCAAUCGAGAUCCGCGGCAAUUGUCAAGACUAUAAAUAUUCUGAAGAUAGCAAAAUCCCCAAAAAUUACUGGAUUCGAGUUUCUCGUUCAGGAACUUUCCGAACUUUACAACACUGCCACGGAUAAUAAUAAAUUUCUCUCCACAGUUAUAAGAUAUUUUAAGAUUUUGGAAGAGACUACUUCGUUCGAUGAAAUUAUUCGUAUUAUUCCAGGAAUCUAUGAGCACUUGAGAAUGAUCUGGAUUUUAUCAAAAUAUUAUGGAUUGGAGGAAAAUAUGGUUUCAUUAAUAGAAAAAUUAUCAUGGCAGAUACGACAAAAUUUUAUAAAAAAUUUACAAUUUAAAAAGCUAUUUAAGUACCCGUUAGAAACAAUUUUAACAAAAAUGGAUACGGCUCACAGAAUGUUGAAACUCUGGAAAUCUACUUACCUCAACGUGCGCAGUAGUAUCGAACAAUCAGGCAAAGGCCCACGAUGGGAAUUCGAUCAACAAAGACUAUUCAAAGAUACUGAUUAUCUCGGCAUGGUAGCCAGCAAUCUUUAUGAAAUUGUGGAUGUCACUCGUGAUUUCAAUAAUAUAUUUGGUGAAGAAUUGAAAUCUAUUGUAGAUGAUCCAGCACACAUUGACAGCAUUGUCGAACGAAUUAGCGAAUUACUGAAACCCAUAAUAAAUGCUGAAAGCGAUGCAUUUAACGAGUUUAAUCGCGAUAAUUGGGAGGCGACAAUGACCUGGUUUCGGGUUGAAGCUGGAAAAUUUGAAGCAGAAGCUGAGUUAUUUAUAGACAAAAGUUUCCGUGCAUUAAUAAAAGCAGAAGAUGCGCUUGCUAUGCUUAUGAAAUUCAGAUCCAUGAAGACAAGAGAGUCCAUGCAACAUAAACUGGCCACGAAAUUUGAUGUGAUUAUACAACAAUUUAGCAAAGAAGUGAACGAAGUAGAAAAUGCAUUUAAUAAGAAUAAACGCAAUCCACCCGUAUCGCAAUAUUUUUCACCGAUUGCUGGUGCGAUAUUUUGGGAACGGCAAUUAUUUUAUAGACUGAAGAACUCGGUCGUUAUCUUGAAUGAAAUUGAAGAAAUCAGAACAAGUGAUAAAAAGACCUUCGCCUUUGAACAAUAUGUCAUAUUGGCUCAGCAAAUGAAAAAUUACGAAGAUGAUAAAUAUGGCACAUUUGUUAAAAUUGCGAAUCCAAUUUUACAGGCUUCGAUGCGUCGUAAUAUCUUGGCAUUAGAAGCUUCUGAGAAAAAGCCAGCGAUUUCUCGAAGUGUUAGACAAUCCCAAUACGAGAGGAAAUUUGGUAGCACGAAAUCUAUAAAAUCUAAACUUUCUUCUGGAUCUAACAAAGUUGAAAAGUUUCAGCAGCAAAUAAUGAAAAAUGUAGAUCUGAUGAGAGGUGCGAUUUUAUUGGAAAAUCAAAUGAAAUUAACUGUUAAUUUCAACACUGAUGUUUUUAAAUUCAUACGCGAGGCUGAAUUAAUGGAGAAAUUAGGAUUUACAUUGCCAUCAUCAAUACGAGAAAUUGCAAUACAAAAGUACAGAUUAUAUGAAAAUUAUGAUGCAGUUAAAAACAUGAUUAAUGAAUAUAAUAAUAUCAUCGAUCAAUUUGAUGAGGCAGACAUUUUACUAUUAAAGAACGUCUUGCACAAUGUGGAAAAACAAAUUCAACCAGGUAUAAUGCGACUCAAUUGGCAUUCUCUCAAUAUAAAUAACUACACCCUUAAAUGUAUGAAGCUAUUAAAAAAUAUUACUUCCAUCGUAACGCAAAUUAAUCAGAUUAGGCGGGAGCUCGAUGAUAAAAUUGAAAAUGUUCUCAGCCGCUUUAAUCUCUUUACAAUGCAAGCCGAUCCAAACGAGCCUGGUUAUGAAUUACAAACUUGCAAAGAACUCUUCGCAAAUAUUGAAACUAAAAGAAGCGAUCUUGUAACUCGAAUGCUAAAAUGUUAUCAAACAAUGAAUCCAUUGUUAACUAAACUUGAAGGUCUAGUGGAAGGUACUGCAACAGGGCGUAGUUCAGCGAUGCUACUUUAUUAUGAAUAUUAUGAACAGAAGAUUUUUUCCGGCUUUAUAACAUGUUAUAUACGUAAUUUGGAGUAUCUCAAAAACAUAUUAACUACGAAUAAGCCAUUAUUUUAUGUAGAUGCAAUUAUUUCAUUGUCAGAAGUGGAAUUUCAACCAUCUGCCGCGGAGAUUUAUACAAUUAUAAUGAAUAGCGUUAAGAAUUUAAUGCAACGAAUGAAAAUUUUUCCCAGGUGGAUGUCAGGAACUUCUAUCGAAUGUGAGCCAAUCAUAAAUGACACAAAAACAGAAUUUAUAAUUUUUAGUUUUUUCGAAGAUGUUAUGAGUAUUCAGGUAAUAAAUGCGCUCAUAUCUAUGAUUCAAGAUAAAUUACAUAGAUUGAUACAAGAUUGCUGGCGAUACUUAUAUAAAUGGAAAAAAUAUAUAAAUAUUUGGGCAGCUGAUAAAGAUCAGAUUUGUGCAAAAUUUAUAUCAACGAAUCCUACGUUACAACAAUAUAUUGAAAAAUUCGAUUUCUAUGAUUCAAUAAUGGAUGAAAUUAACGAUAUGGCGGAGUAUCAGGAUAUUUAUAGCAUCAGGUAUGAUUUUGUAGUGCUCUUACAAAGUAUAAAAGAGCACACAUUGGAAUGGAAACGUAUUUAUGGUAACCAUCUUCACGAGGAGACAGUGGCAGCUAUGAAUAAUCUAAAAAACACCAUUAUCAAUUACACAAAUAAAAUAGAAUUGAUUAUCAAUAGCUUAGAGCGUUUCAAGAUCGUUAUGCAAUCCAUCAAUGAUAUCAAACACAUGGCUAUUCAAACUCAAAUCCAGUAUUUGCAGUACCAAGAAACAUUUCGAUUAUUGCGGACUCACAAUCUUGAGUUCUUAGAGAGCGAGGAGCUUCUUGCACAGACCCUAGAGACGGAUUGGGCAUCACUGUAUCUCGGAGCACUAUACAGAUUUAACAAUUUAGACAAUACGAAAGAUCAAUAUUGUUCCAUGACGGCAAAACAGAUCGAAGAUUUCAAAUGCGAUAUUGCUGAGUUUGUUGACAAAUUUUACAAAGAUGGACCAGGAAAUUGCGGACAAAAUUUGGAUCUUGGCAUGACAAAAAUGGAAGAAUUUGGUCUAGAAAUUAAUCAUCUGCAGCAAAUGUUGGAUGACUUACAAAACGCUGAAUUGCUUUUUGAUUUACCGGGCUCGGAUUACUCAAACUUUAAUACAGUUAAGAAUGAAUACGAAUCAAUGGAGAAGAUUUUCGAAAUGUAUAAAAGUCAGAAGAUGUCUCGUGACAUUUGGGCAAAGACAUUGUGGAAAGAUCUUAAUCCAGUGGAACUCAUAAAUGGCAUGGAUCACUAUUUGAAAGAAUUUCGUAAAAUGCCAUUGGCUGCAAGAAAUCUAACGGUAGGACGGACCUUGGAAAUGAGUAUGAAAAGCUUCAAGAAUUCCGUUCCUUUAUUCGUUGAAUUAAAGAACGAGGCUAUGAGAGAGAGACACUGGAAGGAAUUGAUGGAUCGUACCGGGAAGCACUUUGACAUGUCCGCUGACAGGUUUACCUUGGAGAAUAUGUUUGCAAUGGAUCUGGCGAAUUACCAAGAGAUUGCUGAACAAAUCAUUAGCAAUGCAAGUCGGGAAUUAGCAAUAGAACGCGGUGUUAAGGAGAUUGGGGAGAUUUGGGACGAUCUGAACUUUAAGCUGCUGCAUCAUGUAAAAGGAGAAGAAGAUCGUGGAUUUAUACUUGGAAAUAUCGAUGAACUUAACCAGAUCUUGGAAGACAACGCACUGAAUAUUCAGAGUAUAUCAGCUUCGCAAUUCAUAGGUCCAUUUCUCAGUGUUGUUCUGAAAUGGGAAAAAGCAAUGCGCACAAUUGCUGAUGUGAUUGAGGCUUGGCUAGAGUUGCAAAGACAGUGGAUGUAUCUCGAGGGAAUAUUUAUCGGUGGUGAUAUUAGAUUGCAGCUGCCCGAAGAAGCUAAGCGCUUCGACAUUGUCGAUCAAACAUUUCGCAGAAUAAUGGUUGAUACUGUAAAAAAUCCCAACGUCUUGGAAUGCUGUUCCGUUCCAAAUCGCAAAGAAGAUUUUGAAGGUUUGAUAGCCUCCCUAAAUAAUUGUCAAAAAUCUUUGAGCGAGUAUCUAAAGAGUAAACGUUGCAUUUUUUCGCGUUUUUGCUUUAUAAGCGAUGAUGAACUACUCGGUAUUCUUGGGAGCUCGGAGCCCACAGUCAUUCAAGAACACAUUGGCAAAAUGUUCGAUAAUCUGAGCAAAUUUCAGUUUAGUAUCGAUAAUCACGAACGAACAGUAGCAAGUGCUUUGAUAUCAACCGAAAAUGAGAUAAUGGAAUUUAAAAAUCCAGUUUUAGUGAAAGGCAAGAUUGAAGAAUGGAUGGUGCGAGCACUCGAUGAGAUGCAAAAAUCAAAUCGAUAUAUAACUAAGAAAGCUGUAUUUGAGUAUGGAAAAUUAAGAAAGCCGAGAACCGAAUGGAUGUUGGAAUUUCAAGGAAUGAUAAUUCUGGUAUCAAAUCAAAUUUGGUGGACGGCAGAAGUAGAGAACGUUUUUAAAAAAAUUUUAACGGGAAAAAAACGUGCUAUGAAAGAAUAUCUGCUAGAGCUAAAUCAACAAUUAAACGAAGUUGUUACAUUAAUGGGAGGAGAUAAACUCUCAAACAACGAUAGGAAAAAACUCGAUACUGUUUUAACGAUUGAUGUACAUACGCGCGACAUUAUAGAAGAAUUUGUUCGAGAUAAUAUAAUGGAUGACGCCGAAUUUCAAUGGGAAAGCCAACUGAGAUUUUAUUGGAUGCAUGAUUUAGAUAAUAUAUGGAUGAAUCAAUGCACUGGAUCUUUUGAAUAUGGUUACGAAUAUAUGGGAUUAAAUGGACGAUUAGUCGUUACUCCUUUAACCGAUCGAAUUUAUUUAACAAUCACUCAAGCUCUAUCGAUGCAACUCGGUGGCGCUCCAGCCGGACCCGCCGGUACCGGAAAAACGGAAACGACAAAAGACUUGGCGAAAGCUCUGGGUCUACUUUGCGUGGUUACAAAUUGUGGAGAAGGUAUGGAUUAUGUGGCGAUUGGCAAGAUCCUUGCUGGUCUCGCUCAAUGCGGCGCCUGGGGAUGCUUCGACGAGUUCAAUCGAAUUGACGUGGCUGUACUUUCUGUCAUAUCCACCCAAAUACAAACUAUUAGAUUUGCUUUACAGAGCAAAGCUACGCGAUUUAUGUUUGAAAACGAUGACAUCGUAUUAAAUUCCAAAGUUGGUAUCUUCAUAACAAUGAAUCCUGGCUACGCUGGUCGUACCGAGCUCCCUGAAUCUGUGAAAGCUCUGUUUCGUCCUGUCGUUUGCAUUGUCCCCGAUAAUGAACUUAUCUGCCAGAUUAAGCUUUUCAGUGCAGGAUUUCUCACCGCUAAAGUUCUUGCUAAAAAAAUGACUGUUCUAUAUAAUUUGGCCAAAGAACAGCUUAGUAAACAAACCCAUUACGACUUUGGUCUUAGAGCAUUGAGAUCAGUGCUAAAUAUGGCGGGACAUUUGAAGCGAACAUCUGGUGAUUUACCAGAAAAUGUUGUAUUAAUGCGUGCACUCCGAGACAUGAAUCUUCCAAAGUUUAUUUACGAAGAUGUGCCCCUCUUUUUGGGAUUGAUCAAGGACUUGUUCCCUGGACUAUAUUGCCCAAGAGUGGUAUAUCCUGAUUUCAAAGACGCAAUUGAAAAAGUACUCUCAGAUAAGGGAUACAUCGCUAUUCCUCAGCAGGUAGAUAAAGUGAUACAGUUAUACGAAGUAAUGAUGACACGUCACUCAACUAUGAUAGUUGGGCCUACCGGCGGUGGUAAAACAGUUAUUAUCCAAGCGCUUUGUGAUGCCCAAACGUUACUCGGUAUACCCACAAAGUAUUACGUUUUAAAUCCAAAAGCUUGCACAGUUAUCGAGCUUUAUGGUGAAUUAAAUCACGAGACAAGAGAUUGGGUUGAUGGUCUCUUAAGCAAUAUAUUCCGAGAAAUCAAUAAGCCUUUAGAUUCUGGUUUGAAUGAAAGAAAAUAUAUUUUAUUCGAUGGCGAUGUCGAUGCUCUUUGGAUCGAAAAUAUGAAUUCCGUUAUGGAUGACAAUAAAUUGCUCACGUUGGCCAAUCAAGAACGAAUAAAAUUGCAAGACCACUGUAACCUAUUAUUCGAGGUUGGCGAUUUGCAAUAUGCAUCUCCAGCGACUGUCUCCCGAGCUGGUAUGGUAUACGUCGAUCCGAAGAAUUUAAAAUUCCAACCUUACAUGGAUAAAUGGAUAAACGGUCGUUUAAAGUCAGAACAGACUCUCUUGCGCAGUCUAUCCGAGAAAUAUGUUAAUAGUUCACUUAACUUUAUAAUUAAUGGGGUUUUUGGUCUUCAACAAGUAGAUCCUUUGAAAACGGUUAUUCCACAAACCGACAUCAAUAUGGUAGCACAGCUUUGUAUAACCUUCGAUAUACUCUAUCCGAGAUCAAAAGUCGACGAGUUUCUGCGCGUAGAAAGUGAUAAAUUGACGGAAGAGGAAGAGACUCUCUUCUCUGAAAAAAUUCUUGAACGAGAUGAAUUUAUGGAAGCAGUAUAUAUUCAGUCAUGUUAUUUAUCCUUUGGGGCAAUCAUUGUUACCGAGUCCCGGAACAAGUUUGACGAAUUUAUGAAGAAGCUUUCGGGCCUCAUGAUGAUAGAGGACACAAUCGAUAAGCCUGUAACUAGCCGUUACAUUCCCACAGCCUUCCCCCAGCUCUAUGAUUACUUAUUUGACGUAAAGAAGGGCGUUUGGGUAGCUUGGAAGUGGCUAUUACCGAAAUACAUACAUGACCGAGGUAAAAGCUUUGGCGAUAUUUUGGUACCAACAAUCGACACCAUAAGAGCAACUUGGUACGUCGAUUUAAUGAGCCAGAAUAAUAAGCCACUGGUCUUAGUAGGAGAGACUGGAACUUCAAAAAGUGCUCUUAUCAUGAACUAUCUUAAGAAUUUGAAUAUAGAGAAGUUUAAUUACUUGCCAAUAAAUUUUUCAUCGAGAACGACAUCAUUGGAUGUUCAACGAAGCAUUGAAUCAUCCGUAGAGAAAAGAACCAAAAACAUUUAUGGUCCAACUACUGGGAAGCGUUUAAUUAUUUUCAUUGACGAUAUAAAUAUGCCGAUGGUCGAUACGUAUGGAACUCAGCAACCAAUUGCACUUUUAAAAUUACUACUAGAAAGAGGUGGACUGUACGAUCGGGGAAAAGACUUUAGUUGGAAAAAGAUUAAAGAUACAAAUUUUCUUUCGGCAAUGGGAAAAUCCGGAGGAGGAAAACAUGACGUCGACCCUCGAUUUAUUUCUAUGUUCUGCGUUUACAGCAUCAUAUUUCCAGCUGACGAAACUCUGCAUUAUAUUUAUAAGAGCAUUUUAUCUGGACAUCUUGAAAUUUUUCCAAAACAUAUACAAAAUCUUUCGACUGAUAUAAUCAACAUAACGAUGAUUCUUUACAAGCUUAUUAUUCUCAAUUUGCCACCAACUCCCUCGAGGUUUCAUUACAUCUUCAAUAUGCGCGAUUUAUCGAGGGUGACAAUUGGCUUAAUACAAAGUGAUCCAAAUAAUGUGAAAACGGAACAGCAGUUUGUGCGUCUUUGGAGAAAUGAAUUUAAUCGAAUAUUUUACGAUCGACUUAUAUCAAAAUCCGACCAAGAGCUCGUGCAAAAUCAGAUCGACAGCAAAAUAACGGAAUUUUGGGAAAACGACAAGGAUUUACUUAAUUAUUGUUUGAGAAAUCCAUUGCUAUUUGGUGAUUUUCGAAAUGCUUGUAACGAAAGUCAGGCGCGAAUAUACGAGGAUCUGCUCGAUUAUGAGGCUGUUUUCACUCUCUUUACCGAGAUUAUCGAGGAAUUCAACGAGCAAAGCAACGCGAGACUGAAUUUGGUCUUAUUUAACGAUGCGCUCGAGCAUCUCACGCGAGUACAUCGAAUAUUACGUAUGGAACGCAGUCAUGCACUUGUUGUUGGUGUGGGUGGCUGCGGUCGGCGAUCGAUCGUGAGGUUGGCUUCAUUUGCGGCAGCUUGUGAGAUAUUCGAGAUUUUGCCAAGUCGAGGAUACGAUGAGCCUGCUUUUCGCGAGGACAUUAAGAAACUCUUAACCAUCGUCGGAGUAGAAAAUAAGAAAACAGUAUUUUUAUUCACUGACGAACAAGCGACGGAUGAAAGCUUUUUAGAGAUAAUUAAUAGUCUUUUAACAACUGGUAUCGUCUCUGCAUUAUAUACCGAUGAAGAGAAGGAUGGUAUCGUGGGAUCUUGUAGGAAUGCAGCUAAAGAUGCCAAUUUCGGUGUAACGAAAGAGAAUGUCUGGGCAUACUUUAUCAAAAAGAGAAUGGAAAAUUUACAUAUCGCCUUAUCUAUGAGCCCAUCGGGUGAUAUAUUGCGUACACGAUGCAGAAAUUAUCCCGGCCUCGUCAAUUGUACGACCAUUGACUGGAUAUUUCCAUGGCCUGAACAAGCUCUACUGGCUGUCGGCAAUGUCACCCUCAGAGACAAUACUUAUAUUCCCGAAGAGCAUCGUAACUCUAUUGUCUGCCAUGCCGUAUAUGUUCAUACGACCAUGAAUACCUAUACGAAUGAUUUUCUCGUUAAAUUACGGCGUCAUAACUACGUAACGCCUCGUCACUUCCUUGACGGUCUAGAGUCCUAUUUAAAUCUACUGGCUCAACGGCAUGCGUACAUCAAGGCUCAGUGUUCUCAUCUGUCUGGUGGCCUGUCAAAAAUCGCUGAUGCCUCGGCCAAUCUUGACAAGCUCAAUGCAACCCUAGCAAUUCAAAAAUUGAAGGUGAAACAGCAGAUAAAAAAUUGCGAAAAUCUCCUCAAAACAAUUGACGAGAGUACACAAAUAGCUGUUGUUAAAAAAGCACUCAGUCAGGAAAAAAGUAAGGAGAUCGAAGUGAGAAACAAUAUAAUAGCGAAGGAGUCGGCCGAAGCGAAAGCGGCACUCGCUGAGGCCCAACCCGUGCUCGAAGAGUCAAAACGCGCCUUAGGUAAUCUAGAUAAAUCCGACAUAACCGAAAUUAGAUCCUUCGCAACGCCACCUGAGGCAGUACAAAUUGUUUGCGAGUGCGUUGCCAUUAUCAGGGGUGUUAAAGAGAUAUCGUGGAAAAGUGCUAAGGGUAUGAUGAGUGAUCCCAAUUUUUUGCGCAUUCUUCAAGAUAUGAAUUGCAACGAGAUAACAUGGAAGCAGCAGCAAAUGGUGAAGGCUCAUCUGAGAAAAUCAAACAAAAUGGAGCAAAUGAAAACUAUUAGUACCGCAGGCUAUGGGCUUUAUAAGUUCGUCCUUGCUGUUCUGGGUUAUUGUUCUGUCUACAGUGAAGUUAAACCUAAAAUGGAUAGGGUUCGUGAAUUAGAGAUAGAAUCUGAAAAAGCAUCGAAAGCAUUGAGCAAAGAGGAGCAGGAAUUGGAGAGAUUGGAAAAAUUAUUGGAAAAUUUGAAUAUAAAAUACGAGACUGCAAUUAUUGAUAGGAAACGUAUACAGGAAGAAACGGAUUUAUUAAAGAGACGUUUAAUUGCUGCUGACAAAUUAAUUGGAGGUCUAUCGUCAGAAAAUGAGCGCUGGAAAAAGGAUUUAGAGAUUUUACAUAUCGAGUUGAAGAAAAUCGUUGGCAACUGUCUUCUCUCUUCUGAAUUUCUGGUCUACACUGGUCCAUUUACAUUCGAUUUCCGUACAGAAAUGGUUUACAAUGAUUGGCUUCAAAGUAUUAUCGAUAAAAAUAUUCCCCUUUCACAACCAUUUAAACUCGAAAAUCAACUUUCCAAUAAUGUGGAAAUUAGUAGCUGGAACUCUGAGGGUAUAUCGCCAGAUGAAUUGUCAAUUCAAAAUGCAAUUUUAACAAUAAAAGCGUCAAAAGUUCCACUUUGCAUAGACCCACAACAACAAGCAUUCAAGUGGAUUAAAAAACGCGAAGAAAAAUUCAAUUUAAAACUACUCACGUUUCAUGAUACUGAUUUUAUUAAACAAGUUGAAAUUGCAAUAAAGUAUGGUUUGCCGGUAAUGUUUCAGGAUAUAGAUUAUAUUGAUCCUAUUCUUGAUAAUGCUAUAAUGAAGAACGUUCAAUCGAUAUCUGGGCGAACUUUCAUCUUGCUUGGCGAUAAAGAAGUCGAUUAUGAUCCACGAUUUCGUAUGUAUUUAGUAACAAAGCAUUCAAAUCCAACAUUAAAUCCAGCAAUUUAUGCUAAAGCAAUAGUGAUAAAUUUUAUGGUGACCACGACCGGCUUGGAAGAACAACUUUUGUCUGUAGUGGUGCGCAUUGAGCGCCCGGAUAUAGAAGAGCAACGCGAAGCUUUAAUAGCGGAAACGAGCUUACAUAAAAAAAAGCUGCAGGAAUUAGAAAAUGAUUUGCUGCGAGAGAUUACAAGUAAUCAGGGUAAUAUGCUCGACAAUAUCGAACUGAUUGACACUUUGGAAAAUACCAAAGCCAUUGCGCAGGAAGUUUCGACGAAAUUACAAGAAGCUGAAGUGACAUCCAAAGAAAUUGAUAAACUACGCAAUGAUUAUAAAUUAGUGGCCAAAAGAGGGGCGAUUCUAUUCUUUGUUUUAGCUGAUAUGGCCAUUGUUAACUCUAUGUACCAAUAUUCUCUUACUAGUUAUUUGGAGAUCUUCAUACAAUCACUGAAAAAAGCAUUGCCCGAUACAUUAUUAAAAAAACGACUUAGGAAUAUUAUAAAAACCUUAACUAAGAUUGUUUAUGGCUACGGGUGUACGGGAAUUUUUGAAAAACAUAAGCUCCUAUAUUCUUUUCAAAUAUGCACGCGCAUAGAGCAAGAUCUGCAACACAUCAAUCUAGAUCAAUUAAAUUUCUUUAUCAAAGGCAACGUAUCGCUGGAAAGGUCAACUAGAACUAAUCCCACCGAUGGCUGGUUGGCUAUUACAGGUUGGGAAGAUAUUUUAAAAUUAGCUAACGAAUUUCCAGAACAAUUCGGUAACUUGCCGGAUGAAAUUGAAGCAGAAGAAGAGCAAUGGAAGCAGUGGUUCGAUGUCGACAAUCCCGAGUCCUUGGAUUUCCCAUGCAACUAUUCCUCAAAGCUCACAAGCUUCGAACGUCUGAUGUUAUUGCGCUGUUUUCGCGUUGAUCGUAUAUAUCGAGCAAUUAUUAUUUAUAUUAGUAAUGUGAUGGGCGAGGAGUUUAUAACACCUCCAAGCAUUAGUAUGGAAGCUAUUUUCGAGCAGAGCACAUCGACAAUGCCGAUCGUCUUUGUAUUGAGUCCUGGCUCGGAUCCCACAAGCGAACUAAUCUUACUGGCUGAAAAACAUGGAUGCGGGGCUGGAAAGUUUCGAAAUUUGUCAUUAGGACAGGGACAAGAACAGCUAGCUAUGGAAUUAUUAGAAAAUGCAGUAACAAGAGGACAAUGGCUGCUACUUCAAAAUUGUCAUUUGCUACUGAAAUUUACACGAGAACUGGAAAAAUCUUUAGAAAAUAUUGGAAACCCUCAUUCUGAUUUUAGAUUGUGGUUAACCACUGAUCCCAAUCCAAAUUUUCCAAUAGGAAUAUUACAACAAUCACUUAAAGUUGUAACUGAGCCACCAAAUGGACUAAAAUUAAAUUUAAAAAAUACAUAUUUUAAGAUGGCUGAUGAAACUUUGGAAUGCUGCGAACAUACAGCCUAUAAAGAUCUUAUUUAUGUUUUAGCAUUUUAUCACGCAGUCGUUCAAGAAAGGAGAAAAUAUGACAAAAUUGGAUGGAAUAUAAAUUACGAUUUCAAUGAAUCAGAUUUUAAUGUGUGUACUACAAUACUUAAUACUUAUUUGUCAAAGAAUUUAGUAACAGGGGUAACAAGAAUCCCUUGGAAUAGUUUAAAAUAUUUAAUUGGAGAGGUAAUGUACGGCGGCCGAGUAAUCGACAACUACGAUCGGCGCGUUAGUAGGGUUUACAUGGAUGAGUACUUUGGUGACUUUUUGUUCGACACCUUUCAGCCCUACCACUUUUAUGAAGAUGAGAAUGUUGACUAUGUAGUGCCAACUCCAGGCGAUCAUGAUAAUUAUAUGAAAUUCAUCGAAGAAUUGCCGUUAGUGAAUACACCGGAAGUUUUCGGCUUACAUCCGAAUGCCGAUAUCGGUUAUUUUACUCAGGCAACGAAAGAUAUAUGGUUGCAACUUAUUCAAUUGCAGCCACAGACUGUUGUCAGUGGUGUAAAAAUAAGUAGAGAUGAAUUUAUCGACAAUGUAGCAAAAGAAAUAUUGACAAAAAUUCCUCCAGAAUAUGAUUUGACAAAAAUUAAACGAAUGUUUGGCACAGUGGUAUCACCAACAGCAAUUGUUCUAUUCCAAGAGUUGGAGAGAUUUAACAAGUUAAUUAAAAUGAUGACAGUAACCUUACAACAGUUGAGAAAGGCAAUUGUUGGAGAGAUAGGAAUGGACGCCAUUUUGGAAAGCAUAUCAACUUCCCUAUUUAAUGGAACGUUGCCUCAGGAAUGGGCAAAAUUGGCGCCUGCUACUCGAAAAAAUUUAUCAUCAUGGAUGGAACAUUUUGAAAAACGAAUCGCUCAAUAUUCCGAAUGGGCCACAACGAAUGAGCCCAUUGUAAUUUGGUUAUCGGGAUUACAUUGCCCGGAAACUUAUUUGGCAGCUCUUAUUCAAAUGGCUUGUCGUAAGAACAAUUGGCCUUUAGAUCAUUCGGUAAUGUAUACGACAGUUUCCCAAUAUAUCAAACCCGAAGAGAUUGAAGAACCAUUGAACGAGGGCUGUUACGUUGAAGGAUUAUACUUAGAAGGGGCUCGAUGGGACAAGGAAGAACAAUGCCUCAAACGUUCUCAUCCAAAAAUUUUAAUCGAAGAAUUACCAAUACUUAUCAUAAUUCCAAUUGAAUCUCACCGACUGAAACUUCUAAAUACAAUAAAAACGCCGGUUUACGUUACAUCCGAUCGACGAAAUGCAAUGGGCGUCGGCUUAGUAUUCGAAGCGGAUCUUGGCACAUCGGAACAUCCGUCCCACUGGAUCCUCCAAGGUGUUUCACUUACGCUCAAUACAGACUAAUAGAUUGCACCCUACUUUUACAA
Messenger RNA from Ceratosolen solmsi marchali, 13232 nucleotides. It is a transcript of the gene Dhc98D, whose product is annotated as Dynein heavy chain at 89D. Gene Ontology annotation, cellular component: dynein complex. The record is from RefSeq and is a predicted model, not a curated record. The transcript is spliced from 52 exons. The coding region runs from base 1 to 13209 and encodes 4402 amino acids. Gene Ontology annotation, molecular function: minus-end-directed microtubule motor activity; dynein light intermediate chain binding; dynein intermediate chain binding. NCBI's taxonomy places the organism in Eukaryota, Metazoa, Arthropoda, Insecta, Hymenoptera, Agaonidae. Gene Ontology annotation, biological process: microtubule-based movement.